Hyaloperonospora brassicae is the source of this 645-nucleotide messenger RNA. The record is from the annotation of a GenBank genome assembly. Lineage: Eukaryota; Oomycota; Peronosporomycetes; Peronosporales; Peronosporaceae.
AUGAGGUUUAUUGUAUCGCCGUAUGUGCGCACAAUCGAGACGUUUGGCGGCAUCCUCAAGGCUCUGGACUUUCAAAGGCCAGUUCGUGCCAUGGACCGAAGAGCCGCGGAUCCGAGAACAGGACUUGGCAAUUUCCAGGAACCGGUGAAGAUUCGCGAGUGCAAGGCCCAGCGCCGACGAUUUGGUCGUCCGAGGGAGAACUACGUGCUCGUGACGCACGGCGUGGCGAUCCGCGUGAUCCUCACGCGCUACUUCAAGUACCGCAUCAGCAGUUUGAGGCUGCUCGAGAACUUCCACAAUGGCGAGUAUGUCGUGCUCGAGUUCGAUGAAAGCGUCAGGGGCAAGCUCGUGCUCAAGACCAUCGUGUCGAAUGACGUGCACCUUUUUCCGGACGGCGGUGUGGCGGAUGCAAACAAGCGAGACCACACAGCUGCGGACCCGCUCGAGCGACACGCUGUCGAACCUGUCUGGACUGAGUUCAACGUCACCGACCGGUCACGAGCGAUACCCGCCACCGCCAAUGGCAAGCACGCUGUCAUUUUUACAGCACACACGUCGCCUCCGCUGUCAAUUACGUCCAAGUGUGUCGAUGCCUCGUCGCUCGCCAAGUCGCGCCUGACAACUACUGAGGUGCCACCACAAUAA